AUGAGGAGGAAAUCCAUGAACCACCAGGAGAACCAUGUAGUGUCGCCCACGCCAGAGGUUGACGAAGAGCACUUCGAGGACAUCGAGGAAGUGUCUGAGCCGGCCGACGCGCCGUCGCCCGGCCGGCGCGCAUCAAUGCAGCGCAGCCGUCUAGAGGAGCGGAGCUCUUUUGUAUCUGGCCGAGGCCUCACCGUGCCCGCCAACAACGGGCCCCCCAGCAGCAGCAGCUCUGACCCCCCAGAUGAGCCGUUCCACACAGACUUUCUGGAGAUGCCUGGCGAGGAAGCGCCACUCCUGGCCAAGCCUGCCAAGAAGAAGAAGGCCAGCCAGCUGUCCAAUGACAUCCUGUAUGGCAUCAUCAAUGCCAUUGUGGGCGCACCCACCAUGAUUUCAUUCGCUGCCAUCAUCUUCCAGGAUGAUUUGUAUGCGCCAUACCUGGGGCAGCUGGCAAAGCUGGCCUUCCUGGCCAGCGCUGUGCACCAGGCCAUCUUCACGCUCUUCUCCACACUGCCCUUUGCAGUGGGCCAGGUCCAGGACGUGGGGCUGAUAUUCCUGAGCGCCAUGGCGACCUCCAUAGCGCACCUGUGCGAGAAGAACGGCUACGACCCGCAUGAGGCGCUGGGCACCUCGCUGCUGACUCUGGCCAUCUCCACCUUCAUUGUGGGCGUCCUCAUCAUCCUGGUCGGUUACUUCAAGCUGGCCACGCUGACGCAGUAUGUGCCACUGAGUGCCAUCGGGGGCUACCUGGGCUACGUGGGAUACUUCUGCAUCGCCGCCGGUGUUGCGCUGGCCUGCGAUGUGGAAAUCGACUCGUUCACCAGCUGGAAGCACCUGGCGAACAAGGCGGCGCUUAUAAAGCUGGUGCCGGCUGUGGCGUCGACUGCGGCGCUGCUGCUGACGCUGAAGCACUCACGCAACCCCUUUGUGCUGCCGGCCGUGCUGGUGGCCAUCCCCGUCAGUUUCCACCUGGUCCUACUGGCCACUGGCACCACCCUGCAGCAGGCCGCUGAUGCCGGCUGGCUCAUGCAACCCGAGCCGCCGCGCUACUUCUGGGAGAUCUACGAGCUGUACAACAUCAAGGACUUCAAGUUUGACGGCGUGUACUUCCCGGGCAUGCUGCAGCAGAUCCCCAAGCUGCUGGCGCUGUUCUUCGUGGUCGCCUUUGGUUCCAGCCUCGACGUUGCUGCCAUCCAGGCCGACUCCCCUGAACCCCUCGACUACAACCACGAGCUCAAGACCGUCGGGCUGAGCAACAUGGUUGCGGGUCUGACCGGGGCGGGCAUGACGGGGUCGUACAUUUUCAGCCAGACCAUCUUCAGCAUGCGCGCUGGUGUCAAGACGCGCAUCCACGGAAUCAUCAUCGCCGUAUCGGAGCUGGUGCUGUUUCUGGUGCCCAUCAGCGUGGUCCAGUACAUCCCUACCUACUUCUUCGGCAGCCUCCUCAUCCUCUUCGGGGUCGAGAUCACCCUCGACUGGCUCUUCUAUUCAUUCAGAAAGGUGACUCGGAUGGAAUUUCUGCUGCUGUGGGCGACGUACCUGGCCAUCAUGUACACCGACCUGGAGCGUGGCAUCGGCGCAGGCAUCGUCAUGGCCACCCUCUACUUCGCCUACUCCUACGCCCAGGCACGCUCCCUCCUCCUGACUACUCUGCUGCUCCACCUGUCAAUCUUGCGUGCAAGAAGGAUGGAGUGCGUCAGAAUCGCUUUGGAGAACACGACCCUGUGUGGCAUCGGGGGCUCCUGCACAGAGGUGGUGGCCUUUAAGGUGACGGUGCGGACGUUCACGGUGCUGCCGACGCGGAGUGGGGUGCUGCGCGCGGUGAGCGAGCGCAAGAUCCUGGACCUCUUCUCCAGCCGCCUCGCUGCCAUCUCCCUCUCCGGCUACAUCUUCUUCGGCUCCUCCGUCUCCAUUUCAGACCAGGUGAUGUCGGUGGCGCGGACGCUGGUGGGGCAGGACAUUGCUGCGUUGGAGGCCGAGGCUAGCAGCCCGCAGGAAGCCAAGGCACGCGAGCUAGGCCUGGACCCGCUCUUCUCCCCCGAGCAGCGUCCCCACACCGCCGCCGCGUUCGCCGCCGCACCCAGAUUCAUCCUCCUUGACUUCAGGCAGGUGCACGGGUUGGACGCGACAUCGGCGCAGACGUUUGGGACGCUGUGGACGAUGCUGGAUCGGCUGGGCGUGGAGCUGGUCAUCACCCACCUGGACAACCCCGACAUGGAACGCCUCCUGCGCGCCCACGGAGUCAUCGACGACCACGCCUGCGCGUGCGUCGCUCCAACCUCCCCCCGCUCCCCCUCUGUUGAUGUAUCCCUUGCCGACCGGGCGUUCCAAACGACUGAGGAGGGCAUGCAGUACUGCGAGGAGCAGUUCCUGGCGGUGGCGUCGCGGCACGGGCUCUGCCGGCCGGCCAGCUCGGUGCUGAGCCUGGAAGACAUCAUCUCCCUGCAUGGCAACGUGGUGUCCGGUGAUCCACUUGACUACGCGGCCAUCGCUCGAGUCUUGCACCAGUACAUGCGGGAGAUCCACUACGAAACCGGCGACCCCAUGAUCGAGAUGGGGGAGGAGUCGAACGCGUUUUACAUCAUUGAGGAAGGGAGUGUGAGCGUGGAAGCCAAUUUCCUGCCGGAUCCCAGCACCCCCGGCUCUGUCGACCACCCCUCCAAUGUGCUCGCCCGCCUCGACUCCUCACGUUGGAGUUUCACGUUUGGCCCCGGGACGGUGACGGGAGCGAUGGACUUCAUCCAGCGACAGCCGCGCCGGUUCCGCGUGGUCGCCCGGCAGCCGUCGCGCGCGCUCUGCCUCGAGCGUGCCCAGUUCGACGAAAUUGCCAAUGAUAACCCCGAGGCGAUGGUGGUAUUGCUGACGGUGCUGGUGCGCACAUCAGUCGUGGACGCCCAGCACGUGUGGGAGUACCUGGCCAGAAACAACGCAACUUCACGAUAG
Messenger RNA from Coccomyxa subellipsoidea C-169, 2940 nucleotides. RefSeq lists its product as hypothetical. NCBI's taxonomy places the organism in Eukaryota, Viridiplantae, Chlorophyta, Trebouxiophyceae, Coccomyxaceae. Bases 1 to 2940 code for a protein of 979 amino acids. The record is from RefSeq and is a predicted model, not a curated record. Gene Ontology annotation, cellular component: membrane. The transcript is spliced from 20 exons.